UUUUUAAGAUGUUUUAGUUUUUUAGAUUUUUAGUCAACUCUCAAAUCUCACGGCACACCUAAGCCUUUCUGGCGGCACACUUUGAGAAACACUGCCCUAAGCUACUCUGGCUUGCCAUGUGAGACUGGGAGAUGUGUAUGCUGGCCAGAUAUUCAUACCUGCUUCUCCCCAUGUCCUCAUUUCUCUCCCCUAACUAUCCAAUUCCCUGGAAUUCCUCUUUAGUCUUCUUCAGCAAUAGUGCAAUUUGUAUCCAAGCUUCAUCCCUCUUGGUAUUGAAGUUGAGCAGACCAGUUCACCUUAUAAAGACUGCAUGGUGGAAUAUAUGCUUCACCUGUGAAAGUUUCAUGUCAAGGAAAUGCUGCAUUCCCAGGCUUUUAAGGGUAAAAUGAAGGAAGAAGCAUCAGAGUGGUUUCAGAACAGGACAGCUUCCUAUCUGGAAUCAUUUGUAGUGAAGAUCUUAAAAAAGGGACCAGUUCCUCGCCAUAUUGCUAUAAUCAUGGAUGGCAACAGGCGAUAUGCCAGCAAGCAUCACCUUAGGUGCAUCGAAGGUCAUUCUGAAGGCUUCAAGCGGUUGACAGAAGUUCUUUGGUGGUGCCGAGAAUUGGGUAUCAAGGAGGUGACCAUUUAUGCUUUCAGUAUAGAGAAUUUCAAGAGAACCCAAGAGGAGGUAUCAGGUCUCAUGACCUUGGCUCAGGAGAAGAUGGAGACACUCCUGAAGGAAAGCAACGAGUUGAAAGAUCAUGGUGUCAGGAUCCAGUUCCUGGGUAAUAGAGGUCUUCUGUCUGAACCCCUGCGUGCUCUCAUGUCCCAGCUGGAGAUGUCAACAAGGGAUCACAAAAAUGCCACGCUCAAUGUUGCCUUCUCAUACACAAGUCGGGAUGAGAUAGUGCGGGGGAUCCAGCACUUAGCUCAAGGUGUCCAGCAGGGUCUUCUCGACAUUCCUGACAUCCAUGAGGAACUGCUGGAUUUUGUACUUGAUACUCGCCAUACAAGUCCAUGUGACCUUGUUAUUCGAACAUCGGGUGAAGUUCGCCUCUCUGAUUUCAUUCUUUGGCAGGUAGAUAUUUCCUCUACACUUCUCCAUUGUGAAGGACAUCCUGCACAGUGGUCAGCUGAUAACCUGAGUGGACACGUGUGCCAGUGUUGCUGCCUUCAUUGCACAUUCACCACAAAAGUCUACACGGACCCGGUCAUCACCUGUCCAAGUGGAUUUAGUUGCAUCUACUACACAAAAAUCUUGUGGCCUGAAUUCUCCAGUUGGCACUUGUUUGCAGCCAUCCUCUACUAUCAGCUCCAAUAUCCAUUCUUGAAGGAGGGGAGACAGAUGAAAGCAUGCCAGCAAGAUAUGACUUUACCAUCAGAAAAGACAGAACGUGAUAGACGCAUUCAUGCAUUCCUCGCUACACAUCUAUCAUAGAAAUGAAGUGAAGACCAGUGACAAGAACCUGUGAUGCUCAUCAGGGCUCAAUUGUCAAAAGAUCAUAAUGGAGCAUCACUGCAAUUCAACCCAUGACAGAAUGCCCUUGGUGUCAACACUAUUGACUUCAUCUGAAUGAAAAGCUCCACUGCC
This is a messenger RNA of Darwinula stevensoni, 1570 nucleotides long. The record is from the annotation of a GenBank genome assembly. Lineage: Eukaryota; Metazoa; Arthropoda; Ostracoda; Podocopida; Darwinulidae.